AUGAGCAGUCUGUUACAAUCCGUGUGCGAUCGCAAACCCAUCGAGACCGAGUCCAAGCAUCUCUACCUGAACAUCCCGAAGCUCGGAGAUGAACUCAAGUCUUGGUACAACGACACGGCCGCUAAAUUACCCUGGUCCAAGAGUGCAGCCUCCAUUAUGAAGUCUGAGUUCCACGUGGACAAUGAGCUUCAACCCCGAUGUGUCACACGCGAUCUCAAAUG
Messenger RNA from Sphaeroforma arctica JP610, 221 nucleotides. RefSeq lists its product as hypothetical. The record is from RefSeq and is a predicted model, not a curated record. Gene Ontology annotation, molecular function: methionine-tRNA ligase activity; ATP binding. Lineage: Eukaryota; Ichthyosporea; Ichthyophonida. Gene Ontology annotation, biological process: methionyl-tRNA aminoacylation. Gene Ontology annotation, cellular component: cytosol; aminoacyl-tRNA synthetase multienzyme complex. The transcript is spliced from 3 exons. The annotation marks the transcript as partial.